Molecule: messenger RNA, 1209 nt
Organism: Penicillium taxi
Lineage: Eukaryota; Fungi; Ascomycota; Eurotiomycetes; Eurotiales; Aspergillaceae
Exons: 2
Coding region: 1-1209 (402 amino acids)
Source: RefSeq, a predicted model, not a curated record
AUGAAAAGGUUUUUGUUAGUCCUUCUAUGCUUUCACCUCAUACCUUCCAUCGAUUCUUGGAGGUCCUGUGUAUGGGAGUUGUGUGAAGAAUGCCUCCCUACGCAGAUCCACGAUGCUCCCGGGAUCGGCUUUGACUUGACCUUCUCAUAUGGAACAGCCUCAGUGCAUUACUAUAACGGAACUAUCGCCGAGGUAGCCAAGAUUCAGGCACAUCCUGAAUAUCUUCAACUCAUGAUGCGCCUUAAAGGCGAACAUAAGCCAAAGCCAUGGUACGAUGAUAAAUCUCUCUAUGCCACUUUUCUUUCCCGAUUAUCUCUAUCCGAUACGACUUCAUGGGGCGCUCGAUGGCGUCGCCUGAACAAGAAGCUUGGUCGACCAAUUAAAGCGCGUAACGACGUUGAAAUCAUCAGCGAUUUACUCCAAGAACUCAAAGCUUCCACUGAAAAAGAAAUAUCUCAGCAAAUUGAUAGGGUUGCUGUUACGACCCCCGAUAUUUCUAUGAAUCGAAUAGUUAAUGCUGCACUUGAGGACUUGAAUCUACGCACAUGGGUGGGUGAUAGUCGCUAUUACACUCAUUCAUUAACAGAAGCCGAUGCUGUCUAUGCAGCAAAUGGAUAUGGAAUAUGCACAUACUAUCAAGAUCUUUGGGAUUGCAAAACGGAGUUUGAGGAUCUACCUAAUAGCCAGGUUUUCACCAUAUUCUAUAGUCGGCAUGUUCUUUACACCAGCAUUACAGCCUCUUUUAGUGGCAUGGCUUUCGAUUCUUUGAAUUCCGAUGAAGCACAACUUUUCGAUUUCGAGGUUGGGCUAGACCAUUUUCUCCAGACAAAUGGGUCCCAGGAUUCACUAUGGUCCCGCAUCCGUUCACAACUCUUGGUCCUUCCUCGAAAGUACCCAUAUCAUCUUACCCAUAUUUUUCUAGCUGGUGAGAGUGUGACCCAUCCGCGCUUUCUAGCUUUAUUAAAAGAUAUCCUACCUGAGCUCAUGCCUAUAUCGCCGCCUACGCAUAUAAAUUUUGACACGAAUAUUCUGGAUUAUAGCACCAUAUCUAAAAUUACUGAUCCAACAUUCGCAGCCUCUCGAGGUGCAGCCCUAUAUGCCCGAAGGCGACAAGAAGUACCGGGUGACUGUACUGAGCGCCCAGAAUGUGAAGUGAGAAGGAACCUUGAGCGAUUGAAUCUUCCCUUGCCUUUCAAGGAGGAGCUAUAG